AUGCCGGGCGCCCCCGCGGUCCUCCGCGCGCUGCUGCUCUGCGGGCUCGCCGCACCCCCGCCCGCGCGGCCCGAGCCGCUCCUCCGCAGCCGCGACCGCCCCGACCUGGAGCCCGCGCCGCCCCGCCGGGCGCAGCCCAUCGCCGACCUUCCCGCCGCGCAGCGAUUCCUGUCCAAGUACGGCUGGGCCGACGCGCCCCGCGGGCCCCGGGCCCCCCCCGCCGCCGCCGCCCUGGCCCAGGCCGUGCGCAGGUUCCAGAAGGUCAACGCGCUGCCGGCCAGCGGGCGCCUGGACGCGGCCACCCUGGCGGCCAUGAACAGGCCGCGCUGCGGGGUCCCCGACACCCGGGCCCUGCCGCCCCCCGCCGCCCCGCCGCGCCCCAAGCGCUUCCUGCCGCCGCCGCCGCCGCCCGGGGCCCCGCCGCCUGAGGUCUCCGCGCCGCGCGGGGCGCCCCGGGCCUUCGCCAAGCGGACCCUGAGCUGGCGGCUGCUGCGGGAGGGCGCCAGCGGGCAGCUGGCCGAGGCCGAGCAGAGGCGCAUCCUCAGGCUGGCCUUCAGGAUGUGGAGCGAGGUGAUGCCGCUGCACUUCCGCGAGGACCUGGCCGCCCCCGGGGCCGCCGUGGACAUCAAGCUGGCCUUCGGGCGGGGCCGGCACCUGGGCUGUCCUCGGGUUUUUGAUGGCAGCGGGCAGGAGUUUGCCCACGCCUGGCGCCUGGGCGACAUCCACUUCGACGACGACGAACACUUCACGCCUCCCACCAGUGACUCGGGCAUCAGCCUCCUCAAAGUGGCCGUCCACGAAAUCGGCCACGUCCUCGGCCUGCCGCACACCUACAGGGCGGGAUCCAUAAUGCAGCCCAACUACGUUCCGCAGGAGCCCGUCUUUGAGCUGGACUGGUCAGACAGAAAAGCAAUUCAGAAGCUGUACGGUUCAUGUGAAGGAUCCUUCGAUACCGCGUUUGACUGGAUUCGCAAGGAGAGAAACCAACACGGGGCCGUGAGGAUGAGAUUUAGCACCUACUUUUUCCGCAACAGCUGGUACUGGCUUUAUGAAAAUCGAAACAACCGGACGCGCUACGGGGAUCCUAUCCAAAUCCUCAGUGGCUGGCACGGGAUCCCAACACAACACAUCGACGCUUUUGUCCACCUCUGGACGUGGAGAAGAGACGAACGUUAUUUUUUUAAAGGAAAUCAAUACUGGAGAUACGACAGUGACAAGGAUCAGGCCUACACAGAAGAUGAACAAGGAAACAUCUACCCCAAAUUGAUUUCAGAAGGAUUUCCUGGCAUCCCAAGUCCCCUGGACACUGCCUUUUAUGACCGAAGAAAGCAGUUAAUUUACUUCUUCAAAGAGUCCCUCGUGUUUGCAUUUGACGUCAAUAGAAAUCAAGUACUUGAUUCUUAUCCAAUGAAGAUCACUGAAGUGUUUCCGGGAAUAGAGCCACAGAACCAUCCCUUCAGGAAUAUAGACUCAGCCUAUUACUCCUACGCACACAACUCCCUUUUCUUUUUCAAAGGCAGUGCAUACUGGAAAGUAGUUAACGACAAAGACAAACAACAGCAUUCUUGGCUUCCUUCAAACGGCUUAUUUCCAAAGCAGUCAAUCUCAGAGCGGUGGUUUGACAUUUGUGACGUCCAUGCCUCCACCCUGACUGUGUAA
Molecule: messenger RNA, 1659 nt
Organism: Canis lupus familiaris (dog)
Lineage: Eukaryota; Metazoa; Chordata; Mammalia; Carnivora; Canidae
Gene: MMP21
Product: matrix metallopeptidase 21
Exons: 7
Coding region: 1-1659 (552 amino acids)
Biological process (GO): collagen catabolic process; proteolysis; extracellular matrix organization
Cellular component (GO): extracellular matrix
Molecular function (GO): metalloendopeptidase activity; zinc ion binding
Source: RefSeq, a predicted model, not a curated record